AUGGCGCUACAAACUGAAGAAAGUCGGGGGUAUGUAACUACAAACUCAACAGGAAACGAUCUGGGCAGCCUGGAAGAAGCCGACAAUGCAGACGCUAACAUGUACGGCUCCGGACACGUUAAUCCGCUAGCGGCCUGUGACAUGGAGCAGUUCCGUCAGACAGCUGCUGCUCCUCGGGAGGAGCGGUCAGACGCAGACAGCCGUGUGGAUGACAGCACCUCUUCUGCCUGCGCCACAAUCUCAGAAACAGCCAGGGAGCUGUGCAAAGCUGUGUCCGUUUCUCUGGGACUGGCCAUGGAGUCCGCUGACACAGGAGACAUGGACGCUGCUCUCCAUGACCAAAUGCGAGGAGAGUAUUUGUUCGGAUCCCUGCCUCUGAACUGUCCCGGAGCUCAGGGGGCAGUGGCGGAGUACGCGCGCCAUGACCGGCACUCUCUGCACGGCCAGAAGCAACUGGUGGAAAUGUUCAAAAGUUCGGAGACUGACUCGCGCCUGCAACACCUCACCUCCACUCGGACAUCUGCGGAGGAGCCACACUUCGUGCUGUGCGAGGCUGAUGGCAUUACUUCAGAGGAGAUAGAUCAUCUGGACACGAUGAGUGCAGCCUCUUGUCCUUAUGCCACAACUGCGCCAAACAACUUGGCACACUUCGGACACGCAGCCGUGGAGCGACCGUGCCGAGGCUACAAGCCCCCCGACGAGGAGAGAGACUUCGGGGAAGCUAUGGAGAACAAGUUCGGGGGUUAUCAGCCAGACCAAUACAGCGUCAAAGUGAAAUGUGAGGACGGGGAAGUUGGCCGGGCUCUGUGGGACAGUAAUUACACUUUUAAUGAGAAGUACAACUCGCAGUGUUGGGGCUCCAGGCCGUGCAUGAACGCGCACAGCACAGGGGCCAACACCGCGUUCAUAUGUCAUCCAUACGACAGGAGCGCCGUGCGUCCGGAGCCAACACCCGAGCAGUGGCAACCGGGCGGGAUGAUGAGGCCGCCGUAUCCCAACUCCAACUACAUGAAGCCGGAAGUCGGUGAGUGGCUGGAUGUCGCCUACAAUGACACAAGGGUUGAGCCUGGCAGAGAGCACAUGUUCCCCAUGGAGUUCUUCUUCCCGCCACAGAGGACGUGCCUCAUCUGUUCAGACGAGGCCUCUGGCUGCCAUUACGGUGCGCUCACCUGUGGAAGCUGCAAGGUGUUCUUCAAAAGAGCAGCAGAAGUAGGCAAACAGAAAUACCUGUGCGCCAGCAAAAACGACUGCACCAUUGAUAAGCUCAGAAGGAAGAACUGUCCGUCCUGUCGGCUGAAGAAGUGUUUCGAGGCUGGGAUGACUCUCGGAGUACGUAAACUAAAGAAGAUUGGACAACAGAAAAACCAAGAAGAGGAUCAUCCUCUUCCGGAACACUCAGAGGUCAUCCAGAACCCCGCUCCUACUUCAGGCCUGAGCUACAACCCCCAGAUGGUCUUCCUCAACAUCCUGGAGUCCAUCGAACCGGAGGUGGUGAACGCAGGGCACGACUAUGGGCAGCCAGACUCCGCUGCCACCCUGCUCACCAGCCUCAACGAGCUGGGAGAGAGGCAGCUGGUCAAAGUGGUCAAAUGGGCAAAAGGGUUGCCAGGUUUUAGAAAACUCCAUGUGGACGACCAAAUGACUGUCAUUCAGCAUUCUUGGAUGGGGGUGAUGGUGUUUGCCCUGGGAUGGAGGUCCUAUAAGAACGUCAACGGCAGGAUGCUUUACUUCGCCCCGGAUCUCGUGUUCAAUGAGAAUCGGAUGCACACUUCCAGCAUGUAUGAGCACUGCAUACGGAUGAGACAUCUCUCCCAGGAGCUGCUGCUGCUGCAGAUCACUCACGAAGAGUUCCUCUGCAUGAAGGCCCUGCUACUCUUCAGCAUCCUUCCUGUUGAGGGUCUGAAGAGUCAGAAGUACUUUGAUGAGCUGCGCCUCACCUACAUCAACGAGCUCGAUCGCCUCAUUAAUUAUGGGAUGGCCAACAAUCGUUCUCAGAGGUUCUACCAGAUCACCCGACUCCUGGACUCUCUCCAGAUGACGGUAAAGAAGCUCCACCAGUUUACAUUCGACCUUUUUGUCCAGGCUCAGUCUCUCCACACGAAGGUCAGCUUUCCGGAGAUGAUCGGAGAGAUCAUCUCCGUCCACGUACCAAAGAUCCUGGCAGGUUUGGCUAAACCGAUCUUGUUUCACCAGUAGAAGGAUUUUUUUAUUUAUCAAAAAGUGACUCAUCUUUACGUAAACCUUAACGAAGGUUCUGUUUCCCCACAUCGUCAGUUUAAAGCCCUGUCCUGUAAUCAUUAUUUUGUUGUUCAAGUUGUUUGUAUUCCUUUUAGCCAUAAUUGUGAUUGUUUGUUCAGAACUGUUAAAGCUUUUAUCUGAAGCGCUGCGAGGCCUCGUCUGUUGACAGCUCCGCUUUCAGAGAUGUUACUUUAUAUAAGUCUGUGUUUCAUGAUUACAGGACACUAAAAGUAGCAGGGUUAAAAACUUUUUUCGCAUGUGACAUUAAAACACUAGACAAGGUAUUAACUUUACCAAAAGAACAAGAGAUGGCACAAAUAGCAGAUGAGAAUUGGAUAAGGAAACAAACAAAUACUUAUAGCCCUUUUACUUUCCAAAAUCUGUGCUUAAAAUUGCACACUGAUAACGAUUCAUGCCGAAUCAAGAAUAUAUCUUCUGAGUAUGUAGAUGUUGUGAACGUGAGAAAUACUCUUUCUCGUAAAUAAGCAAGACCUUUUGAGGAUGAUUUGACUGGACAUACCCAGGCAUCCCAAAAUGCAUUGCAGCUCUUCAAACUGUUCAUUAACAGAAGGCGGUGCAGACAGUUAAAAUAAAUAACCAUGAGUAAAAUAUUCAAAAAAUGCACAUCUUAACUUAAAUGAAAUAUCAAAACAUUGAAAUUGCCUUCAAAUAAUACUGGAAAAUAUUCAAUUGGGUGGAUUUGUAUUCAACUGUAACUGGGGCGGUCACACUGACAAACUGAUACAUUGACUUUAAUUAAAUGUAUUCUAUCAACAGAUUCCACAUGACUGUAUUUGGUUAGUUGAAAGCAAUAAUAUUAAGUUUAAAUAAAAAGUAUUAGGUUCAACUUAAUAUUAUUGCUUUCAACUAACCUAAUACAGUUAAGUGAAAUGUAUUUACAUAAUACAUUAAGUUAAAGUCAACGUUUCAGUUUUUCAGUGUAGUUGUUGAUAUAUGCACCUAUUUGAUGCAGAGAAGAAGAAUUGCUGCACUUUUCUACAGUGGGAACAAUCUGCUGGUAAUGGCAUACCUAAUUGUUUAUUUGUCAAACAGUAUGCACUACAUAAGGAGUGAGUAUGUAGCGUGCAGUACGUAGGUUUGGAGUUUGAACACAGCUCCAAUGCUGCCUUCAGGUGCAUCUACUCAUUUCCUGCUUAUGAAUAUGAAAGUAGUUAGUACAAUUUGGUGGGCAUUUAAGUAUGUUGGCGUAUUAGGACUACUAAGGUAACAAAAUAAAUAAAUGACAUUACGAGCUGGGGGAGAGAGAGAUAUGUCGACAGUGGAUGACCUAAUCAAAUAUACUUGUAUAUUACAAAUGUACUGCAUGUUUAUUAAAAACAUAGUGUAAUUUGAUACAUCAAUAAUGAAAUACUUGUGAUUUAAGCCCAGAAUCACCAUAUUAUCAUAGCAGUUGAGCUCAAUAGCAAUUGGCCCUGUACAGAAGAAAGAAACAUACUGAUUUGAGUUUGGUUCAGUUUCUCAGCAUCAGGAUCAACGACACAACGGACAAAUGAAAGAUGUUGCCAUGUUCCAUUAUGUUGCAGCUCCUCACCAACUCAUGUUGAUCAAAGUGACGUUUUGGUUCCUUAACCAAAAAAAACCCCCGUAAUCUCAAGUUUUCUUCUCAUAAAUAUGUGAAUUACAUUUGUAGAGAAUAUCCAAGUCUCUCAGAAUAUUACCCCCUCCCAUGGCUCAGUCAUUUAUUAAUGUUUACCUUCAGAGGCCCUAAUACGCUGUCGUUUGUAAGAGCUAAAGUGCCUUAAACACAGAAAUGAAGAUGUACCUUUAAGAUAACUGUUAUCAAGCUUUCUAAUUAAUGGACACAAUCCACUGCUGAGACAAUCAAAGAUAAGGAAGUCAAGCAUUACAAAACAAACUUGAUGUCCUGCAUCAUACUUUAAAAUGUAUGUCAACCAUCAUAUUGUCCUGCUGUGAGAAUGUACUGUAGUUUUAGUUCAACAGGUGUUAAUCCAGGAUAAAUCUACUGAGGACAGUUGAUGUCUUAAUGAGAAACUCAAAAGUGAAAUUGAAAGUUAAGGAAAACUAGGUAUGUAAUGAUACAUUACAUUAUUAUUGCCACCACUUUGACUCACAUUUUCACAUCUCACAUCUAAACAUAAUAACUGAAGAUUAAAGUCCCCUGCAGCAAUCGCACAACCCAGAUGACAUUUAUUUUAACAAUCAACACUUGAAAUGAUUGAGACACUUUUAAAUGAUGGGUUGGUAUGUAAACCAUACUUUGGUGUUUAAUAAACACCUUUAUACUUGUUUUCUUUAAACACCUUUAUUUAUAUCAAAAGUAUAAAGAGAAUACAUAUGGAACAACAUUAAGUUAUUCCCUCUAAACAAUAAAGAAACAAUGUUUGAAUUAAAAUAAAAAACUAAACUAAGCUUAGCAAGAUUUUUCAAUUCUGGUAACAUUAUUAUUCACCCAUGUCUAUGAUGCAUUGAUAACAUACUUGUACUGUAUGAUUAUAGCUAUGAGCAUUCCUAAAUAUAACAACUAUGUAAAUAAUUCAUUAUAACAACAAUCACAACGCAUAAAGCAUGAUCGUAUAAGCGUAAUGACUUAUGAGGUCAACUAUCAUAAAACGUUAUUAUUGCUUGUCACUCAUAAAUCUUUGUGUUCGGGUCUCCCGUGACCCGUUUCAAGUUAAAAUUAUAUAAUAACUACGCUGUAGUUUUUUUUAUCUCAACAAGGCUUCAUGAUAUCCUCCACAACAGCUAUAUAAACACUAAAAAACUGAUUUUGACCAUUUUAGCCAAGUCUGAAGGUCUCUAAAAAAUGUGGCCCAAUCAAGAUUCAUCUUUGACUUCAGACAGACCACUUAACAAGUUACAUGUUACAUUUUAAAUGGUACGUUGCCAUUGUUGCACUGUAUCCCCUGAACACACCGCGUGCUUACUGUCGCUUAUCCUAAAAGCUUUUCUUCUCACACUGGCAGCACAUGUGUAGAGCUGUUUGCUGACGUUAGAGCAUUAACUUAUAAAUAUGUAGAGGGUAAACUUGUUCUGGCGGACACUGUAAGCUGCUUUUAUACUUUAUUCCUCCACUGCACAGCUACAAUAAAAUAAGCAAUUUUGCAGAUCUGGCCAAAAAGAUAUCAUGCCUUUUUGGUUUUAAUUGUGCAUUGAAUAGGUAUCAAACCUCCAUUCAGACUCUUUUGCAGCUUCUUUAAAGCUCAUUAAGGCAAAGGACUAAAGUUGUGUCCACUCAGUCAGCGGACAGAGCUAUCCUUAACUGACAGCACGGAGUGACGCGUCCUGCUGUGUGUAGCAGCAGAGACUUGCAGACACACAAUGAGAAGUGGAUUCAAAGUGCCUGCGAUAUUAGAUUAGGGCAGUCAUUUUCCAACAGGACAACAAAUAGAAACGUGCAGCCAAAGUAGAACUGGAAGGGCUUCUGAUGCACAAUCUGAAAGGUCCUUGAAUAGCCCUGCCAACGCUUGGAGUUCAGAACCAAGGGAAACAAUCUGUGGAAUGCCUUGAAGAUAACUCAAAAACACUUGAGUAAAACUGUUGAAAAGCAUUCAGUCAUGGAGCCGAAGCAUUCAGUCAUGGAGCCGAAGCAUUCAGUCAUGGAGCCGAAGCAUUCAGUCAUGGAGCCGAAUUCACUUUUAGUUUUUUAUUUAAAGUGGACCUAUCAUGCUAUAUUUGAAUAAUAUAGUGUAGGACCAUACCUAUAUAA
This is a messenger RNA of Trematomus bernacchii (emerald rockcod), 5926 nucleotides long. RefSeq names its product androgen receptor (gene ar). NCBI's taxonomy places the organism in Eukaryota, Metazoa, Chordata, Actinopteri, Perciformes, Nototheniidae. Bases 1 to 2196 code for a protein of 731 amino acids. The transcript is spliced from 8 exons. The record is from RefSeq and is a predicted model, not a curated record. Gene Ontology annotation, molecular function: steroid binding; zinc ion binding; sequence-specific DNA binding. Gene Ontology annotation, biological process: androgen receptor signaling pathway; male gonad development; regulation of DNA-templated transcription. Gene Ontology annotation, cellular component: nucleus.